AUGAAACAUCUGGACUUCAUCUAUUCUGAAACAGGGAUUCCUGCACAUCUCCAAAUCAACACUACGUACAUUUCUCUGAACCAUUGGUAUGAUCGAUUCGAGAAAUCAGUGUACCUUCUUUUGGACUUGUUCCUCAAUCUCUUGUUCAUCCACAAAGUGAAGACACGGCUUAUCCAGCAUGGCCUAAAGAAGUACGAUAAAGUCAUGAGCUCCAAUCAAUAUAUAAUUAUCAUAUUUGUCGGCAUGGACGUCCUACUUUUGGGCGUCACCGCUCUCGGGAAUCAAUUCGUAUACUGUCAGGUGAGGUUCGAUGACACGGAGUCCAAUUGCCGGACUGAACCGGACCGUUAUACUUAGUUCCAACUUCCACCCGGUGGUAUACAUUGUCAAGCUACAAAUUGAGAUGACUCAAUGUCUCGACUGCUCAUCAAAGUCGCUCGUUCUACCGGUAUCAAUGUUUACAACGAAGAAAGAGGUGAUGUAACGUCAGAAAGCAUCAGUGAGGGCAAGCCUAUGGGCGCUGGAGUGUGCGUAUAUUAUCUUCCUCACGGUGAGUAUCUGAAUUUGAUCCGUUCAUUGACUUCCAGUGGUGUCCAAAUCACCACCCAAAUCUAUACACAUGCCGAGCAUCCCGAUGAAUACGAAAUGGAACACCGUAAAGUGCAAGAGGCGACGUCAACGCUUCAGGAGAGUGACACAGUAGCUCCAAGUUGUAGACAAGGUGGCUAAAUUUCGAUAAAAUGCGGC
Messenger RNA from Desarmillaria tabescens, 747 nucleotides. RefSeq lists its product as uncharacterized. The coding region runs from base 1 to 357 and encodes 118 amino acids. The record is from RefSeq and is a predicted model, not a curated record. The transcript is spliced from 6 exons. Lineage: Eukaryota; Fungi; Basidiomycota; Agaricomycetes; Agaricales; Physalacriaceae.